AUGUCCCUCCCGCAAACGCCCUCGGCCGUCCGGAACGGAGGCCCAGCGCCCGAGGGCAGAGCACUGGCCGUGUCGGCCUCCAGGGAAGAGGCCCGAGGUCUUCCUGAGCUAAAAGAGAAAAAAAGCAUGGUGGCUCAUUCAAAGCCCUUUCCUGCUUCUCUCCAGAAUGAGUGCAUACCCGAGGAAGUUCUGCUUUCUCUGACCUCUGCAGCCAAUGCAGGUUCUUGCCCUGAAAAAUUACUGCCUCCUAAGAAAAUUAGAGCCCCAAAGGGUGCUUACCUACGCCCUGUAGACCAUGUCUGGCAUCACCCUAUUCGAAGGAACAAGUUCAAAUACCUGAUUGACCAUCCUGUCUCCCUAACGGGAGCUGGAAGGGACAUUUCAUUCCUGUAUGAUGUUAAAUAUUUAAAAGGAGAGCCUAGAGAGAAUAUGGUUUGUCCCCCACGAGAGGACCGUUCUUCACAUUUGCAAGAUGGUGCCAUGGUGCCUCAUAAGCCUAAGAGAUUAGCAGAUACUUUGAUUCCUGAAGAAUUUCAUAUUGUGUCCAACACAGGAGUUUCAGGUUUGGAGUGUUACGAUGAUAAAUACACUACUCUGCUCACAGAUAGUGAAAACAGGCUUUUACUCUUCCCAUCCAUGAAACCUAAUAAAAGAGUCGAAGUGAUCAAGCUGAAUAAUGUGAUGGACACUUUGUUAGAGAGGGCUGGUGUGGAAAAUCAGGAAUAUACAGGACCAACCCAGAUGCACAAACUACUACACAUGCUGAAGACGGAGCAGACUAUUUACAAUACAGUAUUCCAUGAGCUGAUACGACAAGUCACUGUGGACUGUGCAGAUAGAGGAGAAUUACUUUCCAAAAUCAGACAAAGGUAUGUGCAAAUGCUUGACCAAAUUGCCCAGCAGAUGAUCGACUUCUACAAAGAUUUGGUGACUCAGCGGAUAAUGGACCAGCGCAUUUUAGAAGAAUUAUACAAUUUCAAGAAUGUUAUUGAGGAACUAACCAGGGAGCUGUGUCUGGUUCGGGAACACGAUAUAAAAUUAACAAAAGAAGCAGACAAGGCCCAUAAAGAUUUGGCACAGGCUCUUUUAGAUGCUGAAAAGAAUGCCAAAAUUGUAGAAGAAUACCAUGAUUUAUAUACAUUACAAAGAGGAAGAAUGGAGAGUGAUAUUAACCACUUAAUAUCAGAGAGGGAUAUCUGGAGUUCAGCUACAUAUCAAUUGGCUUUAAAGGUAAUUGUAAGAAAUAAAGUCAUAUCAGCUAAAAGACUUUACCUCAAUGAAAAAGGCUGGAGUAAAUAUGUUAAAUAUUUCAUCAUAAUGCUGUCAGCCAAGGAUACUUCAGAUCUUGCACUGUUGCAGAAGUUAACACAGAAAUGGAGAAACUUACUGACUAAAUUUAAAAAGGAGGUAGAAGAAAGUGAAGAAGACACAAAGGAGACAUUACAAAUUGUUAAGAAUGGCCUUAUCAGAUGGGAGCAAGUCAUCAAAAAUAAAUAUGAAAAGGACACAUUAUCUCUUCUUCAGGGACCUGUAUUGCAUUCAAUGAACACAGACUUUAAGCUAUGGCUAAAGAUGCUGAAUGAGGAAAAGGAGAAGUUUACUGGGGAUACUCUAGUGUCAAAAUAUGACUCGCUCAGGAUUAUUAAAUGCUUACAGGAAAACUGGACAGAUAUUGGGCUUGGAAUAUUUAGCCGUCACAAAAACAUGGAGGGGGAUAUGCCACCAGAGCGGCUCUACAUGGAGGACAUUAGAAAAAACAUAGUAAAACUCUACAGAGAAUAUGAAAUAAGAAUAAAUGGCGAUAAUGGAUUCCAGUUACAUAAAGCGAACCCUUCUCCAGUAUGGGCUUACAUUAAUUACAUCUGCAAAGACCUUAUUUCAAGAAGAUCAUUCACAUAUAUGGAUGAAUUGCACAUACGUAUGGUCCAGUGGAUGGUCAAUUUGUUGGUUCUGUUGGUUCCUGAUUGUACUGAUGAAGAUACCCUUCCACCGUCUAUGGAGGAAAGUACUGACACACAUGAUAUAAACAUCGCCAAGUUAGAGCUAGAUGCAAUUGAACUGGCAAAAAAGUUGGCCCAAUACUCCAGCUAUUUGAACAGUUGUUGCCAAGGGAUGGCGGCAGCGGUAGCUACGACUAAAAUAGGUACUUUACCAAAAUAUCCUACUGAUGACCUUGAAGAACUGGAGAAUAUGAAGAGAGAAUGUUAUGAUUGGAUCAAUACAUGUACUAUUCUCCUUUCUGAACUCAAAGGCAGAAAAAUAAUAUUAUUGCAGCCUGAUGAAAUAGAACAUCUAUUUGGAGAGGAGUACUUCAUAAAAGAAUUCAUUGAGCCUGAAAUAGAAAAAUCUUUAAAUGAGGAUGAAGAAGAAAUUCAGGAAAUAGAAGAAGAGGAAAAAAAGGAAAUGAUUUUCCCCCCCCCAAAUGUAGUUCUCACGGGGGAUAUUGUUUAUCGUGUAACUGAAAGGGAGGUUGAAAGCAGAGCCAAAGUGGCAGAAGAGAGGUUUGAUGAAGUGAAUGAGAAACUCCAUUAUACCCUUAUAAAAAAUAGAGAACUUGAGAAGGAGCUAGAAGACAUAUUCUUGCAAUCUCAGAAGAAGGAGGCCGAAGGAGGAGAGGAAGAAGGAAAGGAUGCAGAGAGAGAAGAAGAAGAGAGAGAUGAUGACGAAGUAAGGCAGACAUCAAGUUACUCGAAAUUUGUGAAGAAAGAAGCACAGCCGAAGGAGAAUAAUCUCAACCUUAAAUCCAAAAGCAAGAAUAAAUCCAAUCAGAAAAGCAAAUCGAAGCAGCAUCCAUAGGGAGCAAGACACACGGUGACCACAGCCACUGAGCCUGACCCCAGUGCCUGCCUCUGUGCUGGAGAGCCGGCAAUGUGGCCCACGGUCUCUU
Messenger RNA from Echinops telfairi (small Madagascar hedgehog), 2887 nucleotides. RefSeq names its product axonemal dynein light chain domain containing 1 (gene AXDND1). The transcript is spliced from 23 exons. NCBI's taxonomy places the organism in Eukaryota, Metazoa, Chordata, Mammalia, Afrosoricida, Tenrecidae. Bases 1 to 2796 code for a protein of 931 amino acids. The record is from RefSeq and is a predicted model, not a curated record.